AUGGUUGAUCGUCGUUCAGACCCGGAGGACGGUUCGCGAGCAAAGCGUCAGAAGAUGGAGGCCGGAGACCCCAAGAAUAACCCAUACCUCGCCCACAUGUACGAGGAUAAUCACUCCAAGGUCGACUCCAGCUCGGCCUUUGCCAAGUUCAAGCGCCAUCAGACUACGGCGGCGCUGGCCAAAAAGGCCGAGGAUGGUGAUGCGAAUCCGUUCAAUGGUCAGCCUUUUUCCAGCAAAUACUUCUCCAUCUUGAAGGGUCGUCGUGAUCUGCCCGUUCACCAGCAGCGCGAUGAAUUCCUGCAGCUCUACCAGCAAUCCCAAAUCCUUGUCUUCGUUGGUGAAACCGGUUCCGGAAAGACCACCCAGAUCCCGCAAUUCGUCCUCUUCGAUGACCUCCCCCAGACCCAGCGCAAGAUGGUCGCCUGUACCCAGCCUCGUCGUGUUGCGGCCAUGUCCGUUGCCCAACGUGUCGCUGAGGAGAUGGAUGUCAAGCUUGGCGAUGAAGUCGGUUAUAGUAUUCGUUUCGAAGACAAGACGAGCUCGAAGACUCUGUUGAAAUAUAUGACUGAUGGUAUGCUCUUGCGAGAGGCCAUGAACGAUCACAAUCUGUCGCGCUACAGCACCAUCAUCCUUGACGAGGCUCACGAACGGACAAUGGCUACUGAUGUUCUCAUGGGUCUUUUGAAAGAAGUUGUGGCGCGCCGGGCUGACCUCAAGAUCAUCAUCAUGUCUGCCACCCUUGAUGCGCAAAAGUUCCAGCGCUACUUUUUGGAUGCGCCGCUUCUCGCAGUGCCUGGACGAACCCAUCCCGUCGAGAUUUUCUACACCCCCGAGCCGGAGCAGGACUACGUUGAGGCCGCCAUUCGGACUGUCCUACAGAUUCACGCCACCGAAGAUGAAGGAGAUAUUUUGGUUUUCUUAACUGGUGAAGAAGAGAUUGAAGAUGCCGCGCGCAAGAUUGCACUUGAGGGUGACGAAAUGGUCAGGGAAGCCGAUGCUGGCCCUCUCAAGGUGUAUCCGCUUUACGGUAGUCUGCCUCCCCACAUGCAACAACGCAUCUUCGACCCUGCACCUCCGGCUCGUCGUCCCGGUGGCCGCCCCGGUAGGAAAGUCAUCAUCUCCACCAACAUUGCCGAAACAUCUCUUACCAUCGACGGAAUCGUGUAUGUGGUGGAUCCCGGUUUCUCCAAGCAAAAGAUCUACAACCCCCGUAUCCGUGUCGAAUCUCUGCUGGUCUCACCCAUCUCCAAGGCUUCCGCGCAACAGCGAGCUGGUCGUGCGGGUCGUACGCGUCCUGGAAAGUGCUUCCGUCUUUACACCGAGGAGGCUUUCAAGAAAGAGCUUAUCGAGCAGACAUACCCUGAGAUUCUUCGGUCGAACUUGUCCUCUACCGUGCUCGAAUUGAAGAAGCUUGGAAUUGAUGACCUGACUUUGAUGAGAGCGUUGGAGGAGCUCAACUAUUUGGCUUGUCUGGACGAUGAGGGUGAACUCACCCAACUUGGUCGCCUGGCAUCUGACUUCCCGCUUGAUCCGGUUCUGGCAGUCAUGCUGAUCAGCUCUCCCGAGUUUUACUGCUCUAACGAAAUUCUUUCCAUCACUGCUCUCCUCUCCGUUCCUAAUGUGUUCGUUCGCCCUGCAUCCCAGCGGAAGCGCGCCGAUGAGAUGAAGGCUCUCUUCUCUCACGAGCAUGGUGAUCAGUUGACCCUUUUGAACGUCUAUCACGCAUUCAAGGGUGCUGAGGCGCAAGCAAACCCCAAGCAGUGGUGCCACGACCAUUUCCUCUCCCUUCGUUCCCUGCAGUCCGCGGACAACGUUCGCAUGCAAUUGCUCCGAAUUAUGGAGCGCGAAGAACUCGACAUGGUGUCGACCCCCUUCGACGACAAGAAGUAUUACGAGAACAUCCGUCGCGCUCUGUGUGCCGGAUUCUUCAUGCAAGUUGCCAAGAAGGAGUCUCAAGGCAAGAGUGUAUACACCACCAUCAAGGACAACCAAAGUGUUCUUCUGCACCCGUCCACUGUCUUGGCCCACGAUGCGGAAUGGGUCUUAUACAACGAAUUCGUUCUUACUACCAAGAACUACAUUCGUACGGUAGUCGCUAUUAAGCCCGAGUGGCUAUUGGAUAUUGCGCCCACAUACUAUGAUGUCAACUCGUUCCCUAAAGGCGAUAUCCGAUCAUCUCUCCAGCGUGCCGCCGACCGACUCGCUCGCAAGGAAAAGAUGCGCUCCGAGCGCCGAUAG
This is a messenger RNA of Penicillium manginii, 2238 nucleotides long. RefSeq names its product DEAH-box ATP-dependent RNA helicase PRP43. Gene Ontology annotation, cellular component: intracellular anatomical structure; spliceosomal complex. Bases 1 to 2238 code for a protein of 745 amino acids. Gene Ontology annotation, molecular function: RNA helicase activity; RNA binding; ATP binding. The transcript is spliced from 4 exons. Lineage: Eukaryota; Fungi; Ascomycota; Eurotiomycetes; Eurotiales; Aspergillaceae. The record is from RefSeq and is a predicted model, not a curated record.